Messenger RNA from Ananas comosus (pineapple), 1230 nucleotides. Its product is annotated as NAC domain-containing protein 35. The coding region runs from base 187 to 1053 and encodes 288 amino acids. Gene Ontology annotation, molecular function: DNA binding. Lineage: Eukaryota; Viridiplantae; Streptophyta; Magnoliopsida; Poales; Bromeliaceae. Gene Ontology annotation, biological process: regulation of DNA-templated transcription. The transcript has 3 exons. The record is from RefSeq and is a predicted model, not a curated record.
CCACACCCCCAAAGUAAUCUUAUUUUUCCAUCUUAAACCGUGUGGACCCUCCAAAAUUAUUCUCCAUCCCUGCCCCUCUAUAUAACCUCCCAAGCGUUCAGAAGCAUUACCAAGCUCAUAGGAAUCUAACAAAUUAAUUAUAACACUUUAGAAUUGAACAAGAAUCUUCGAGGGAUCCAGUACUUCAUGGAGAAGAAAGGUGGCGUCCAACUCGACCUCCCGGGGUUCCGGUUCCACCCGACGGAGGAGGAGCUCAUCGACUUCUACCUCCGCCGCGUCGUCCACGGGAAGAAGCUCAAUUUCGACAUCAUCGGCACGCUUAAUCUCUACCGAUACGACCCCUGCGAGUUGCCCGGGAUGGCGAAGAUAGGGGAGAGGGAGUGGUACUUCUUCGUGCCGAGGGAUCGGAGGAGCGCGAACGGGGGGCGGCCGAACCGGACGACGGAGCGGGGGUUCUGGAAGGCGACCGGGUCGGACAGGCCGGUCCGGAGCGCGGCUGACCCGAAGCGGCUCAUCGGACUCAAGAAGACGUUGGUGUUCUAUCAAGGCAGGGCCCCGCGGGGUAUGAAGACUGACUGGGUCAUGAACGAGUACCGUCUUCCCGACGAUUAUACGACGACGACAGGCACCAUUCCCAAAGAGGAUAUAGUGCUAUGCAAGAUAUAUCGAAAGGCGACAUCACUUAAAGAGCUGGAGCAAAGGGCUGCGAUGGAGGAGGAGCAAAGAGCAACCGCGGAGGAAGGCGCGACGCAGUUGCAAUUGUGCUUCGACGUCGGAGACACUUUGUCGUGCGACGGUCACGAAAACUUCCCGAUAUCCUCGACCCCGCCGGAGGAAAUCAACACAAAGGAAAUGAUGAAUGAGGGGAUGAAAAGGGAGGUCGAAGUCACUUCCGCGUCGUCGCCGAAGCAAUCGGUGUACCUCCCGGAGAUUCAGGUUCCGAGCUACAGCUUGGAGUGGAUGCAAGACCCUUUGUUGGCCCAGCUACGUAGCCCGUGGUUAGAUCAUUGGUCGCCUUAUGCGAAUAUGCUUAACUUUCAAUUUGCUGAUUAACUACAGUGCAAAAAGAAAGCUUAUUAAGCUCUUUCUCAAAAGAAUGUAGAUCGAGCGCAUGCUGAUCUUUGUUUCUUUUUUUUUUUCCCUUCAAUUUUUGAGACAACUUUGUAGUUUGUGUAUAGUAAUGUAAUGGCAGGUUUUAUGUUAAAUUUGCUCGAGGUUUGGAAUCUAAAA